UAAUGUCACACAAAUCAUUAUUAUAAGGCUCCAUAUCAGCUAGAAAUUUUUGUUUUCAUUCCUCAUGAAAUAUACAUGAUAAAAAACUUUUUUAUAAUAUAUGGGUAUCGUUGCAAACCCUCCUCGUGUGUCUAUCAUAGCCGUGUUGUUCUUUUCCUUGGCUUUCUUCAUUCUUCUACUGUAUACUGAGAGAAUCAAUUUGCUGUCUUCCCGGCCCAACGUUUUUAAGCCCAAGUCUUGCGCCAAAAGGGGUGCAGGAGGUUAUUCCAAGUCCACAAACAAAUCAACUCAAGAUGGAAGUAGAAUUGGUUCUACAUCAGAAUCAUCAUCAUCAUCAGAUGAUGAUAUAUUGAAGGCAAUGGCGGUAGAUGAUAGGUUCAUAUUUGACCCAGAUGAAUGCAACGUUGCUCAAGGGAAAUGGGUCUAUAAUCACUCAUUUAAGCCCUUGUACACAGACCUCACAUGCCCCUACCUUGAUAGGCAAGUGUCAUGCGUUAGGAAUGGAAAGCCCGAUUCUGAUUAUCGUCAUUGGGAGUGGCAGCUUGAUGAUUGCAUCCUUCCCAGGUUUGAUGCAAAAUUCGCCCUUGAGAAAAUCCGAGGAAAGAGGGUAAUGUUCGUAGGAGACUCGCUACAAAGAGGGCAAUGGCAAUCUUUCGUUUGUUUGGUCGAAUUUCUUGUACCAAACGAUCAGAAAUCAAUGAGACGUGGAAAAGUUCAUUCAGUGUUUAAAAUAAAGGAUCACAAUGCAACAAUUGAGUUCUAUUGGGCGCCAUUUCUAAUAGACUCGAAUACUGAUGAAAAAAUAAUCGGAGAUCCAAAGAAGAGAAUAUUGAGAGUGGAUACCGUAGAAAAACAUGCCAAACAUUGGAGAGGAGUUGAUGUCCUUGUUUUCAAUACUUAUGUUUGGUGGAUGACUGGCUCCAAGAUCAAAUCCUUGUGGGGUUCAUUUGCAAAUGCAGAAGACGGGUAUGAGGAAUUAGAUGCUCCGGUUUCCUAUAGAAUAGCUUUGAAGACGUGGGCAAACUGGAUUGACUCGAAUGUCAAUCGAAACAGAACCCGAGUUUUUUUCACAACCAUGUCCCCUACGCAUCAAAGGAGUGCGGACUGGGGCAACAAGGGAGGGAUCAAAUGCUACAACGAAACAGAACCAGUAAAGAAAAAAGGACAUUGGGGCACUGGAUCUGAUAAGAGGAUAAUGAACGUAGUCGGUAGUGUUGUGGGAAGAAUGAAAGUCCCAGUUACUUUGAUCAAUGUAACCCAACUAUCUGAAUACAGAGUAGAUGCUCAUUCCUCUAUAUACACCGAAAUGGGAGGCAAACUGUUGACCGACGACGAAAAAGCGAAUCCCCUAAAAUUCGCAGAUUGCAUACAUUGGUGUUUGCCAGGAGUUCCUGAUACAUGGAAUCAAAUUUUUCUUGCAUAUUUGUGAAAAAUUCCAUAUAGCCAUUGCCAAAAAAAACUUUACUUUUUCUCCCUUUUCAUAGUUUUUGUUGCCUUUGUCAAAAAAAAAAAAAACGCGCAUAGGUUUGAUUGAUUUUCUUUAAGUGAAGGAAAUGAAAAAAUUAAUUGUA
Messenger RNA from Erigeron canadensis, 1571 nucleotides. RefSeq names its product protein trichome birefringence-like 3. The transcript has 6 exons. NCBI's taxonomy places the organism in Eukaryota, Viridiplantae, Streptophyta, Magnoliopsida, Asterales, Asteraceae. The record is from RefSeq and is a predicted model, not a curated record. The coding region runs from base 101 to 1429 and encodes 442 amino acids. Gene Ontology annotation, cellular component: Golgi apparatus. Gene Ontology annotation, molecular function: O-acetyltransferase activity.